Dryobates pubescens (Downy woodpecker) is the source of this 831-nucleotide messenger RNA. RefSeq lists its product as uncharacterized. The coding region runs from base 1 to 831 and encodes 276 amino acids. NCBI's taxonomy places the organism in Eukaryota, Metazoa, Chordata, Aves, Piciformes, Picidae. The record is from RefSeq and is a predicted model, not a curated record. The transcript is spliced from 3 exons.
AUGUCCCUGAACCAGAUGCAGCUCAAGCAGGAGCUCUCCCUGCCCCCGGGGCUGGGCAAAACCCUCCCUGGGCAGAGCCAGGAGCCGGCGCCCUGCCCGCAGCAGCAGGAUGAAGCUCCCCUCUCAACACCUUGCCCAGAACCAGUGCCAGUGCUAGUGGUGUGCCCAGAGAAAGCAGAGCCAGAGCCAGCAGCAGCCCUGGAAGCAGGCAAUGGAGAAGUGCCUGUGGUCCUCGUGCCCCAGUGCCCACCCCAGGAGCAGCAGCAGCAGCAGCAGCAGUGCAAGCUUCCACCAAACCUCUCACCUGUUGCAUGCCCUGAAGAGAAGAAGCCAGAGUGCAAAGAGCUGCCUGAGAAGCAGGAAUGCAAGGAGCCCCCCGUGCCCACCCCACAGGAGAAGCAAGAGGGCAAGGAGAGCCCUGUGCCAGUCCCUGUUCAGUGCCCUGAGCCUGCUCCAUGUGCCCAAGAGAAGCAGCAGUGCCAGGAGGUGCCAGUGCCAGCCCCUGAGCCUGCUCCAUGCCCUCAGCAGAAGCAGGAGUGCAAGGAGGUGCCAGUGCCAGUGCCAGUGCCAGCCCCUGAGCCUGCUCCAUGCCCUCAGCAGAAGCAGGAGUGCAAGGAGGUGCCAGUGCCAGCCCCUGAGCCUGCUCCAUGCCCUCAGCAGAAGCAGGAGUGCCAGGAGGUGCCAGAGCCAGUCCCUGUUCAGUGCCCUGAGCCUGCUCCAUGUGCCCAAGAGAAGCAGGAGUGCCAGGAGGUGCCAGUGCCAGAGAGGUGCCCCCCCGUGGAGCAGCAGCAGGUGAAGCAGCUCAGCCAGUGGCCACCCGUGCAGAAGUAG